AUGUCUGUGUCUUGUAACUGUGGGGUUUUUACCAUACCUCCUGAAUUUUCAAACGCGGCCGUUUAUCUUCAAUAUCUCACGCCUGACGAGGCAAGGCAAAUCCACAAACAGUUCAAGGUUCGCUGUCUCCGCCCUGUCCUAUGGACCGGAAUGCACGAAGGCCUGGCGCGACAGUGGGCCAACAAACGCGGAAUGCAGACAUUAAUCACGGCCAUGGGCCCACUGAUGCAGACUAACAACCCCUCCUGUUUGAAAUUGAAGAAGUCACCCACGGCCUGGAGCAAAUAUAUGAAAGGGGUUUCAGCAAUUUUUGCGCAGUACGCUAUCCAAGGCGAGGUGGCUACGGUGCUCUCACCACCUCCUCCAGAGCGGUUUCAUCCCUCUGGUUGGACCAAUUUUCAAUCCAUCGAAGAGCCCAUCUUGAAAGGGCAGUUCGGGGGCCCUGCUGUGGCGCGAAUCGAAUUGAUCCACCCGGGAGUUCCAGGGGCGGAGGACUUUCGAUACGAAUUCUGGCCUGUCGAUGAAGCAUCUUUGUGGACCAAAGAGUUCGGUACGAUUGAUGUGGGGAGACCGCAUUGGAGAAAGGUCAAAUCGCGACCUCCUCAAUCGUCAUUGCAGGUAACUAUCCGAGAAAUUAUGAGUGAUCGCAACGCAGAAUUGAAGUCGUUCCUGGUGCAGUGCAGAACACAUGGAGAGAGAUCGCGUGGCUCUCAAUCGAACAUAACAGCUGUGAAGGAAAACUUGAUACCGGCGAAGGUAGCAGAGAAGGUAGCCUUAAUCGCCAUGACAAUGGCAGCGAAGCCGGUACCUAUGGAGCCGGCAGGGAAAGUGGGGAAAGAGACCGCUUCAGAGAUGAUCAACACGAAGAAGGCCAAGGAGUCAAAGAAUGCGGAUCUGACACCUGCAAAGACCACAGCAAAAGACGUGAGAGCCACAGGUACACAAGAGAAGGAGAAGAAGGAGAAGGGGAAAAUGCAACCAGCGCCCGUACAUGCACAUGGAAAGAUGAUCAAUAAAAGAAAUCCACCCAAGACAGAGAAGGUAGUUAAGCUGCCGCAAACGACGACAGCAGCACAGAAUGGCCAAAAGAAAGGCGAAAAGAAAAGCAGUGUGAAAAGCAGCGUCAAGCAGCUAAAGCCGGGGAAAACCUGA
Messenger RNA from Cladophialophora bantiana CBS 173.52, 1152 nucleotides. RefSeq lists its product as uncharacterized. The transcript has a single exon. The record is from RefSeq and is a predicted model, not a curated record. Bases 1 to 1152 code for a protein of 383 amino acids. NCBI's taxonomy places the organism in Eukaryota, Fungi, Ascomycota, Eurotiomycetes, Chaetothyriales, Herpotrichiellaceae.